Anguilla anguilla (European eel) is the source of this 4883-nucleotide messenger RNA. RefSeq names its product agrin-like. The record is from RefSeq and is a predicted model, not a curated record. Gene Ontology annotation, biological process: G protein-coupled acetylcholine receptor signaling pathway; receptor clustering. NCBI's taxonomy places the organism in Eukaryota, Metazoa, Chordata, Actinopteri, Anguilliformes, Anguillidae. The coding region runs from base 320 to 2083 and encodes 587 amino acids. The transcript has 15 exons. Gene Ontology annotation, molecular function: calcium ion binding; laminin binding.
CGUCAUUCUUGUGAAAGAAGGACCGAGUGAGAGAGAGAGCGGAGCGGCGCUGCACAUUCCUUGAGAAAGAAUUCGUCGCUUUUCUUCUCUUCCACCCGGCUUGCAACAAAGUAGCUUCUCCGCUGCGCUUAGUUCAGAUGCUACAAGGAGGCUAUCUUGGUUUUGCAGGGAAGUUGGGAUAAGGUGUAACCCCCAUUGUGGAAAGCGGGAGUUUUCCUCUUUUCUGGUUGCAUGUUUAAUAGUGCGGUUUGGGAUUGUAAGUGAGGUUGAAAUACCGCUCUGAAUCAUAUUUUUUCACCCCCUUUUUAAUUUUGCGAUCAUGGGCACGCAGAGGAGACGGACUAUAAACUUGUACGGGUGGGCAGUGAUCAUAGUUGCGGUUUUGAAUCAGCGUUGCUGUCAUGGAAGUUGUACGGAGAAAGAGCUGGAGAAACGGGAAGAGGAGGCGAACAUCGUUCUCACCGGAACCGUGGAGGAAAUCAUGAACAUGGACCCGGUGCACAACACGUACUCGUGCAAGGUGCGGGUGUGGCGCUACCUGAAGGGCAGGUCCAUGGUGAACGGCGAGGUGCUGCUGGACGGCGGGAACAAGGUGAUGAUCGGGGGCUUCGGCGACCCGGGCAUCUGCGACAACCAGGUGGCGACGGGCGACACGCGCAUCUUCUUCGUCAACCUGGCGCCGCAGUACGCCUGGCCCGCCCACCGGAACGAGCUGAUGCUCAACUCCAGCCUGAUGAGGAUCACCCUGCGCAACCUGGAGGAGGUGGAGCACUGCGUCGAAGAUCAUAAAAUGAUCAAUGCAGACAAGCCUGUGCACUUCACCCCGGCCCAGGCUCCUGAUGGCUGCCGCGGGAUGCUGUGCGGCUUCGGGGCGGUGUGCGAGCGGGCCCCUGGGGACCCCUCCCGGGGCGCGUGCGUGUGCAAGAAGACGGCCUGCCCCUCCAUGGUGGCCCCCGUGUGCGGCUCCGACGACUCCACCUACUCCAACGAGUGCGAGCUGGAGAAGGCGCAGUGCGUCACGCAGCGGCGCCUGAGGGUGGUGCGCAAGGGGCCCUGCGGCCUCCCGGCCCGGCGGGGGAAAUCGAUGGCGGAGAUCGAUCGGGCGAGCGGCCGUGGACAGGGUCAGAAAUCGCGCAAGAACCAGCACACCGCUCUCAACCUGAAGGAGUCCCUGUUUGUGGGCGGAGCCCCGGACUUCAGCAAGCUCGCCAGGGCGGCCUCGCUGAAGGACGGCUUCAAGGGGGCCAUACAGAAGAUCACUCUCAUGGGCACCCCCAUCCUCAAACGAGAGAACGCUCUGCGCUCCAGCGACGUGUCCAUGUUCCCCCACCACCCCUGCACCCGGGACGUCCCGCACAACAUCUGCCAGCACGGGGGCCUCUGCACCCCGAUCCUGGACGGCUACGAGUGCGUCUGCCAGCAUGGCUUCUCUGGGUCAAACUGUCAAAACGCCAUCAUUGAGAAGUCCGCGGGAGAGAUGGAGUCCAUCGCCUUCGACGGCCGGACGUUCAUCGAAUAUCACAACGCCGUCACCAAGAGUCAACUGAACAAUGAGCUCCCAGAUCCCGAAUCUCUGGAGAACCCAUCAGAAGAGAGCGAGAAGGCGCUGCUGGUCAACAAGUUCGAGCUGAGCAUCAGGACGGAGGCGACGCACGGCCUGAUCCUGUGGAGCGGGAAGGGCGCGGAGCGCUCCGACUACAUCGCCCUGGCCGUGGUGGACGGCCGCGUGCAGAUGACCUACGACCUGGGCUCCAAGCCCGUGGUGCUGCAGUCGUCCGUGCGCGUCAACACCAACAGCUGGGUCCGCGUCAAAGCCAGCAGGGCUCUGAGAGAUGGUUCCUUGCAGGUCGGUAAUGAGGCAGCCGUCACUGGUUCGUCACCCCUUGCAGCCACACAGCUGGACACAGACGGGGCCCUCUGGUUGGGUGGCCUGGAGGAAUCGUCGGUGGCGCGCAGACUGCCGAAGGCGUACAGCACGGGUUUCGUGGGCUGCGUGAAGGACGUGACCGUGGACGGCGUGGAGCUACACCUGGUGGAGGACGCCUUAAACAAUCCCACAAUACUACACUGUUCCGCCAAAUAGCCUGGAGCCGCCUACCCACCAACCCACCAUGUCUACUGCUGUAAUUAUUUUCUAUUUUUGUAUACUUUUCAUUGCUUUUUGUAUUGAAAAAUACAUUGUUGGGUUUUUUUUUUUGUUUGUUUUGUUUUGUUUUAUAUAUUUUGUUUUGUUUUUUGUUUUUUUCACCCAUCCCUCCUGACAUGAAAUCCUUCUCCAAAUGUAUAACACAUGGUGUCGAGAAACAAACAAAAAAAAAAAACGUCAUGUACAUUAUUUUCGUCGUCUUCAAGAAAACCAUGCUCAUUACUUGAAUUGUGGCGAAAGACAUUGGUGCCGGUGUCGUCCAUUUUGCCUUCGCCUGGUGCCAUAGGUUCUUUCGGCUUCUGUGACCACAGCCUCCACGUACUACACUGUGAGCAGGUGCUGCAGAAGAGAUAUCAAAACUCCACUUUGAGAUCAUGCGCUGCAGACUAAUGUUUCGACCUCAACUUCGCAGCAAGAAAAUAAGGCAUCACUUAGUAACAGUCUUAGAAGUGUUUUUUUUGGGAUUUGUGUUCCCCAGAGGAAAGGACAAAGAGGUACCUUAGCUGUAGCAGAAGACUGAGCUUUCUUGCAAUGGAUGCCCCCAUGACAUACGUACCCACACACCACGUAUAGCGAUCACGCCCCUCCUAUUUAUCCGCAUAAUUUAACUUAUAAAUAUCUAUAAAUACAGUAUAUAUUUUUAUGCGUCUUUUGAAUCCAGUGCGUUAUAGAUCUUUAAAGCUAAAAUGGAAACCAUUCCAGCAAGAAUCUGUUAAAGGAAUUACAUAUCAGAAAAUAUGCAUUCAUCUUCUAUUCAUCAUUUUGCAAUUAAAAAAAAAAAAUGUAUUGACUAUAAUGAAAAUACCUGAAACUGUGAACAGGUUACGUGCCGUUUGUUUUAGGAACUUCGUCGCUGAUAUUUUGCGUGUUAUGUUUUACAAAUAGGGGGGAAAAAAUCAGAUACAGUACUGAUCACUUGUUGCAUGCUGCUCUUAGAAUUCAUGUUAAUUGGGUCUUGAUUUUCUUUCUCUGAAUAGUGCAGUUUCAAAUUGUCUUUUUUUUCUGAGAAAAUAUGUAACUAUGUGGUGGCAUACAUUUCAAAGGAAACAUUGUGUAUUUUUAAAUAUUUGAAAUUUAUGGCAUUUUAUCUGCAUGCCUGACACCAUAUUCAAGCAAGGAGACAUUGUUUUUCUUAUUUCUAUUUUUCUUAACGUUUGGUUUUUUAUUUUUCAUUAAAUUGUGCCAAAAGUUAUUAUACCCUCACACCACAAGGAGGUGCUGUAGCACAGUUUGAAGAGGAAAGAAAUGAGAGGAAGAAACUGUGAUGUUCAGAACUUCAGAAGGGGAAAAAAAAGAAUAGGAAUGAGAUACUGACAAUGUUGGAUUGGUCACAGUUGCCACAUUUUUUAAAACUGUCCACAUUUUUUAAAUUUAUUUAUGAGACAUCUGAAUUUUAAAAGCACUCUCUUUAGAAGUAAAGUGAGGUUUCACUAUAGCUAGACUCCUUGCAUCCUCCAAUCUGGGCCCUAAAAACAGUGUGAAUAUAGUCAAACUGAUAAUGAUUACAACACAAUAAAAUAACAAUGCAUGGGUUUGUAUUGUGGAGAUGAUGAUUUUAUAACUUGUAUGAAUAUAAAUGCAAUGGAAUGUGUUCUGUUGGCCCAAAGUGUGCUAUAUGACUGAAAUACGCAUUCAGGUUGAUUUUCAAAGUAAUAUUCUAACCGUGAAAGACAAAAAAAAAAAGACACAUGCUUGUAUGUAGUAGAAUCAAUGGUCCUGUAAAGGGUAUUCAUGUUUUAUUAUGAAGUAUAUUUUUUAUUUCCCCCCCACGAGAGAUCAUUUUGUACAGCCCAAUUUGAAGUGUAAAUUAGCAAUGUGUAAUUGUGGAGGUCUUUUUUUUUUAGUAUUAUACACUGGAACAAAGUCUAACUUGUCCUGGAGAAUACACUUAAGCUUACUCUUACUUUAAUGUUUCUAUGUCUCAGUGGAGGGGGGAGGGAUAAAAUAUAUUUAUGUAUCUAUAUUUUGAGUGUUAUUGGGGGGGGGGGGGGGUGUUCUCAUUUGCCAGUCUAAUGUUAGCCAAGGAGCCUGUCACUACCCCGGCACUCACCUGUACACACGUACACUUAAAAAAAAUCAGCAUUACAGGCUAGAAAAUGUAGCUAAACCUAAUUUAAUUAUUUUUUACACAUAUUUUUUUUUUUGUUUUUUUUGUUUUUUCCUCUCGUUGUGACUGAAAUAGCUGUGCAUAAAUUGACAUUUCUAUGUGCGUUUUUGAAGGCUAUUUGGAUCUGAUGACAAAUCAGCAAAACCACUUGGGUUUGCGAAAAGAACCAGACAAGAAUAGAGACAAAACGAGCAACAACAACAAAAUAAAAACAAUGUCUGGAUGAAAAACUAAAGAAUUUGCCUUAAAACCUACAGAUCACCAGACACGGGCGACAGUUGUGCCCACACAUGUCUGUGCUCUUACUUUAGACUGUAUAUUGGUUUCAUUCACAUAAUGUAAAAUAAUACAUAAUGGUAAUAUUUAUGUUAAUAAUGAAUAAGCUCAGAGUGUCUGUGAGGUCACCCUUGUGGACAAAGACAGAAUGCCACACUUUUUUUUCUUCUCUCUUCCUAAUUUGUGUCUCCCAGUGGAUUUCCCUGCCUGGCCUUUGUACAUGUAAACUAAUAGCGAUUGAAACGUACCUGAAGGACAGUGCACAGGACAAAUGUGGCAUGACAUCUCCAUUACUAACUUUAUUACUUGUGUCUUGUGUUCCAACCACCAUGAAAUAAAAUGUAAAGAAAUCCA